Messenger RNA from Sardina pilchardus (European sardine), 4672 nucleotides. It is a transcript of the gene add1, whose product is annotated as adducin 1 (alpha). Gene Ontology annotation, cellular component: cytoskeleton; focal adhesion; plasma membrane. The coding region runs from base 151 to 2814 and encodes 887 amino acids. NCBI's taxonomy places the organism in Eukaryota, Metazoa, Chordata, Actinopteri, Clupeiformes, Clupeidae. The record is from RefSeq and is a predicted model, not a curated record. Gene Ontology annotation, biological process: barbed-end actin filament capping; positive regulation of adherens junction organization; positive regulation of establishment of endothelial barrier. The transcript is spliced from 18 exons. Gene Ontology annotation, molecular function: actin filament binding.
AAAGAGGGGCGGAGCGACGUAAGGACCACGAACCGGAGAUCCUUUGAAAACAUUGAGGUUGUGGACAAAACAGUUAAAACAAGACCUUGAUCGACGAUUGACUGGUUUUAAAAAUACCUUACACCGAAGAAUAAGGGAUCAGUCAUCAGGAUGAAUGGAGAUUCAGGUGCAGGGGUGGUGACGGCCCCCCCGCCCACCAACCCUCCACACAAGGAGCGCUACUUUGACCGCGUCGAUGAGAGCAAUCCCGAGUACCAGCGAGAGAGGAACAUGGCACCCGAUCUACGCCAAGACUUCAACAUGAUGGAGCAGAGGAAGAGGGUCUCUAUGAUCCUACAGAGUCCGGCCUUCUGUGAUGAGCUGGAGUCCAUGAUCCAGGACCAGCUAAAGAAAGGGAAGACGCCCACCAGCCUGCUGGCACUGCAGCAGAUCGCUGACUUCAUGACCACUAGCGUGCCCACCAUGUACCCAGCAGCACCUCAGGGUGGCAUGGCUGCCCUCAACAUGAGUCUGGGAAUGGUGACUCCAGUGAAUGACCUGCGAGGCUCUGACUCCAUUGCCUAUGAGAAGGGGGAGAAGCUCCUGCGCUGUAAGCUGGCCGCUUUCUACCGGCUGGCUGACUUGUUUGGCUGGUCUCAGCUCAUCUAUAACCACCUGACUGUCCGUCUGAACUCGGAGCAGGAGCGGUUUCUGAUUGUCCCAUUUGGGCUUCUGUACAGUGAGGUGUCAGCCUCUAGUCUGGUCAAGAUCAACUUGCAAGGGGAGAUUGUGGAUAGAGGCAGCACUAACCUUGGUGUCAACCAGGCUGGGUUCAUGCUUCAUUCUGCCAUCUAUGCUGCGCGCCCCGAUGUCAAGUGCAUCGUGCACAUUCACACGCCUGCUGGAGCCGCUGUAUCCGCCAUGAAGUGUGGCCUGCUGCCUAUAUCUCCAGAGGCUUUGGCACUGGGGGAGGUAACCUACCAUGACUACCAUGGGAUCUUGGUGGAUGAAGAGGAAAACGUCCUCAUUCAGAAGAACUUGGGUCCCACAAGCAAGGUGCUGAUCCUAAGAAACCAUGGGCUGGUGUCUGUUGGUGAAACUGUUGAAGAAGCCUUUUACUACAUUCAUAACCUUGUAACAGCAUGUGAAAUUCAGGUGCGUACUCUGGCUAGUGCAGGAGGACCUGAUAACCUGGUGAUGUUGGAUCCAGAGAAGUACAAGGCCCGACCCCGGCACCUGGAGCCAGCCUCAGACCCGGCCAGCAACCACCCCAAGUGGCUGGUCGGAGAGCAGGAGUUUGAGGCACUGAUGAGGAUGCUGGAUAAUCUGGGCUACCGGACAGGUUACCCGUACCGCUGCCCUUCACUGCGCGACAAAGCUAAAAAGUACAGUGACGUAGAGAUCCCCCCCUCAGCCACGGGGUACUCGUACGCCGAGGACAGUGACUCGGGCGCGCGCUCUCCCCUCAAGCACAGCUUUCAGCGACAGCAGCGUGACAAAAGCCGCUGGCUGAGCUCCGGCCGUCCCGACGAGGCCUGCGAAGACGGGCCGGACGGCGGAAGCCCAAAGGCGAAGACUAAGGUGUGGACGAACAUUUCACACGAUCACGUCAAACCCUUGCUGCAGUCUCUCUCGUCCGGUGUCUGCGUGCCAAGCUGUAUUACCAACUGCUUGUGGACCAAGGAGGAAGGACUUCGACAGGCUGCUGUGGCCAAUCAAUUUGUCCCACUCAACACAAAUCCCAAAGAAGUUCAGGAGAUGCGAAACAAGAUCCGGGAGCAGAAUUUGCAAGACAUAAAGACAGCUGGACCUCAGUCCCAGGUGCUGGCAGGUCCUGUGGUGGACCGCUCCGUUGGCCAGAGGGUGACUAUCUGGCAGGACGCCCCUCUGUCUGACUGUACGGAUUCUAUCGAUGGCCUUGAUCUGUCUGAGCAGGUCUAUAGCCCUGCUAGGUCUAUUAGAAAGGGGGAACUAGUGACUGCCUCCAAAGCCAUUAUUGAGAAGGAGUACCAACCACGAGUCAUCGUCAGCAAGACUGGACCCAACCCAUUCACCAAGCAGACAGACCAGGAGCUGGAGGAGUACCGCAGGGAGGUGGAGCUCAAGCAGAAAGGCGUGGAAGUACAGGUUGAAAGCGGGACCCCCUCCAAGCCCAGGCUUACUGGAGAGAGUAGUUCCAUUCCUUGUCCUGCGGGGGACAGCAUGAGGUUAGCCCUCAGUGAGGGAGGGGCAGAUGAGGAGUGUGAGGAGUCCACCAUCUUGGCUGCCCCGCCCUGCUCCUUCGCUCCCAGCCGAGACAGGGAGUCGGGCUCCAACUCUGCCCAGAGGAGCUGCUCCUCCCCAGGAGGGGCCCCAGCAUCCCCCCACUCCCCCCACAAGGACUUUCACUAUGCCGUACUGCGAGCGCUGAGCACCAACACGCACAUGGCGGUUGAGAGUGAGUCUCCAGAUCAGCCACAGGAGCCUGAGGAGGGGGAGGGGGAGGUGAGGGAGCAGAGCCCCACUGUCACCCCUCCCAGUACCCCAGUCCGACCAGAAGAAGAUUCCCAGCGCGAUCAGACCUUUAAGGAUGAGAGUGACGCAGCCACACUGAGACAGACCCUCCCCGACCUGACCCCAGAUGACCCCUUCGAGACCCCCGCACUUCCCGCUGAAGACUCUGGCCCAACCCAGGCAGACCUUACACAACAAACGGAAGGGGAUGAAGCAGGCGGUCCUGAUGAUGCUGCAGACCAAGGCAGCGAUGAGUCGCCCAGCAAAUCCCCCUCCAAGAAAAAGAAGAAGUUUCGAACACCAUCCUUCCUGAAGAAAAACAAAAAGAAGACCGAGACCUAGAUGUCUGAUUUGGGGAAAAGGCCUCUUUCCUCUGUUUUAGUUUUAAUCUUUUAUAUAUGUUCACCUUUUUUGUGUUCACCUACAGUGCAGUGUGUGCCAAUUUUUUUUUUUUUUAGAACAGUGGCUCAGAAUUUCUUUAGUUUUGUUAGCGGCUUUUAUUGAUGAAUGACUGCAUCAUGUCUGGUCCAGUAUGAUUGUGUGGCUUUUGUCGCAUGUUUGUUUUGGCCCACGUGUAAAGUGAGCUGUUGAUUUCAUAUUUUUAAGAAAAGAUGGCUAUACCCAGAUAAUCGCUCGAAUGUAUUGGGAUUGUAUAAAAAAAUGUACUCCAGUGUCUUUUUAAAAAAAAAUGAAUGCAAAAAUGAGCUUUUAAUCAUGUUACGUAUGGUAUAAAAUAACAAUUAUGGAUUUACAAAAUGCACGGUGCUGAUUUCUGAUGUAUAUUACAUACAGUCCUGUCAUUCCUUGGAGAUGGCCAUUUGCAUUGUCUGAUGAGGCUAAAUAUAAUCAUAUUGACCUCAACUAUAUAUUAUGGGAAAUUGACAGAUGAAUGCUAGAAGUCAUGAGCAAAUGUAUUGGGCUUUGACAGGUGCUCACCCCAGAUCCACCUAAAUGGAAACCAUGAAAAUGCAGUCUUCACUGUACCUUUACUAGCCUGAAGUUGAGGAUAGGCCUAGUUUGAAGUAAUGUUUUACUCACAUAUGUUUUAAUUAUUGAGAAAACUAUAUGCAGUUUUGUUCUAUGUUUUUUUGUAUUAUUAUUUGUUACUUUACUCCUGUAUUACCUGAAUGAAACCAUCAGGCCCCUAAUCAUCACAAGCCGUGUUCGAUAUUAGGCUUUUUUAUUAGGUCCUCGAGACGCCAAAUAACGGAACCAAAAGAAUCUUCCACUUGAGAAAUUCAUAUAAUAGGCUAGGCUACUUUCAAAUGGCCUUUUUAAAUUUGUGACUACUCUUUACAUUCAAUACAUUCAUAUACAUCUCAUACAUAUACACACAUACAUCACUGUAGGAAGUAUAUUCCCUGUAAAAAGUCUGUAAAUGUAGUCGUGCCUCAAGAAACAAGUGAGGAUCAGACGGAGGAAUUGAGGAGCAUAUGCCCUUAGUCCCCCCAUCCUUCCCUCCUCUGUUCUGCUCCAGAGAAACAAAUGAGCUGGGAAUUAGUCUGACUGGAGAACAAGGAUAUUAAGACAUACCAUACCCAUAAAACUCUUAAGUCUUAAGAGUUUGUGCUUUUCAGAAGAAUAAGCAUCUGAGCCAUUCUUAACUUGCAUUAUGUGUGUGAAAACCACUGUGAGAAUCCUCAGAAAACCACUGCCUGACACUUAUCAGAGAUCUGUUGCUUCCCUCUUAACAGACAGAAGUGUUUGUGUAGUAACGCCACUCUGUUCAGGGCGAAACAAAGAGGAUUAGGACGCCACGGUAACUGUGAGUAGGGUACUUGAUGGGAACUGGAUUUUUGUCUUGUAGGUUGGCUGAGAGACUGGACCAGUUAUUACCACACUAAUAAGGCUUGGUUAGACCACUAUUAAAUCAGUAUGUAUUUUGUGCAAACUGACAACAUCGAUGUUUCUAAAAGGACUGCAUGGCAUUAAAAGCUAAGCUUGUAUUCUUUAUCUUCUGUACCUUUAAAGCUGUAUCCCUGUUUCUUCCAUAAUGUGCUCAACUGGUAUUUUACAUAUAGCCUGUAGCCUAAUAACAUGACUAAGUCAGAUUUUGCGUUUAGAAUUAAUUAUGUUGUUUUAUUAUAAACAUGCAGCUAUGUUGAACCUUUUGUGUUCUGAUUCCUUUCUGUGAACAUCUGCAUUUCCAUGGAACUGUUUCAUUUGUAUCCAUGAUUAAAACUCUCCUUCCAAUCCCAAA